AUGACAAAUUUGGCGGAUAUCAAGAAGAAAUUUAAGGAAUGCUUCAACCCGAGAGAAAACGUGACUUACGAGAGACACGGUUUAAUACGAGAACUCAGAAGGAAGGGGAACCUGUCGACGCUUUUGUCACAGAACUUCGACAAAAGAGCAGCGGAAGUCUCUGAAACGCAACUCAGAGAAAUGGGAGACGAGAAAAACGUACAUGCGGUGAAAGACAAAAAACAGAACUACAAGCAAAGAGUAGCAAAGCUGGAGCCAAUAGUUGAUGACGACGUUCAGCCCAUACUCGGAUUGAAAUCCAGCUUAGAUAUGAACUUAGUGAACCGUGUGUACACAGUGAACAGACUUCAAUGUACUGAAAGUGUAGAAGGACUAUUCAAUGAAUAUGAUCAUUUGUUCCACGGAAUCGGAUGUUUAUCUGGAAAGUACGACAUCAAGGUUGAUCACCGUGCAAAACCAGUAGUAGCAACACCCAGAAGAAUACCUCACACUUUGAAAGACAAAGUACGUGAAGAACUCCAAAGAAUGGAAUCCAUGAAAAUUAUCUCAAAAGUGGAAACUCCAACUCGUUGGGUUAGCCCCAUAGUAGUAGUGAAGAAACCUAGCGGCAAAGUUAGAAUUUGUCUGGAUCCCAGAGAACUGAAUAAAGCUAUAUUAAGAGAACAUUACCCUCUAAAGACUGUCGAAGAAGUUGCUGCAAGCUUGAAACAAGCGAAACACUUCACAACAAUGGACGCAGCCUCAUGA
This is a messenger RNA of Magallana angulata, 747 nucleotides long. RefSeq lists its product as uncharacterized. The transcript is spliced from 3 exons. The coding region runs from base 1 to 747 and encodes 248 amino acids. Lineage: Eukaryota; Metazoa; Mollusca; Bivalvia; Ostreida; Ostreidae. The record is from RefSeq and is a predicted model, not a curated record.